Molecule: messenger RNA, 1773 nt
Organism: Triticum urartu
Lineage: Eukaryota; Viridiplantae; Streptophyta; Magnoliopsida; Poales; Poaceae
Product: glucan endo-1,3-beta-glucosidase
Biological process (GO): carbohydrate metabolic process
Molecular function (GO): hydrolase activity, hydrolyzing O-glycosyl compounds
Source: RefSeq, a predicted model, not a curated record
UCACUCCUCUAACUGCACAUCGCUCGUCAUAUUUUGUUGAUAAAUGGAUCGAUCUCUCCUCCAUUCCAUUGACACACAUCACUCCACUACUAGCUGCUGAACUGAAGCGGCAUCCCGUGGCCGACGACGAUGCACGCGCCGAUGUUGAUCCUCCUGCUGUCGAUGGCCGUGGGGGGCGCAGCUGGCAUCGGCGUCACCUACGGCAGGCGAGCGACGAGCCUCCCGCCGCCGGCCGACGUCGCGCGGUUCCUCGCCCGCGGCACCGUCCUCGACCGCGUGAGGCUCCUGAACGCUGACCCGCUCGCCCUGCGCGCCUUCGCCGGCAUGGGCCUCGCCGUGGACGUGACCGUCCCGAACGCCCUCGUCCCGCGCAUCGCCGACAGCGUCGCCUUCGCUCGACAGUGGGUGCGCGACAGUGUCGCGCCCCACGCGGCGGCCGGGACCAACGUGUCGCGGAUCCUCGUGGGCCGCGACGUCAUCUCGCAGGCCAACCGCACGCUGCUGCUCUGCCUCGUGCCGGCCAUGCAGAACCUGCACACGGCGCUGCUCGCCACGUCGCUGCACCGGCGGAUCAAGGUCUCCGCCGCGCACUCCCUCGGCGUCCUGGCCGUGUCCACGCCGCCGUCCGCCGCGCGGUUCCGCGAGGGGUACGACGCCGCCGUCGUCAAGCCGCUCCUCGCCUUCCUGCGCGCGACGGGCGCGCCCUUCAUGGUGAACGCGUACCCGUUCUACGGCCUCACCAGCGACGCGGGGCUCGACUUCGCGCUGUUCAGGGUGAGCGCCGAGGGCGUCACGGACGCCGGCACCGGGCUGGUGUACACCAACGCGCUGGACGCGCAGCUCGACGCCGUGCACUCGGCGAUGAAGCGGCUCGGCUUUGGCGACGUCGACGUCGUCGUGGCCGAGACUGGGUGGCCGUGGGCCGGGGAGGACUGGGAGGUCGGCGCGGGCGCGGACCACGCCGGGGACUACAACAGGAACGCCAUCCGCCACCUCGGGUCCGGCGUGGGCACGCCGCUCAUGCCCAACCGCACCUUCGAGGUCUCCAUCUUCUCCCUCUUCGACGAGAACCUGAAGCCCGGCCCGAUGUCCGAGCAUCACUUCGGCCUGUUCCACGCCGACAUGACGCCGAUCUACGACGCCGGGAUCCUCACCGCUCCGGAGACCGUUGGGCCGGUGAGCGCCAAGGUAACACCGGCGUCGCCGGCGCCAGCGCCAGCGCCAGACGCGGGAGCGGCGGACUCGGGCGGGCGGCAGUGGUGCGUGCCGACGCCGGCAGCGGACGCGGCGGUGCUGCAGGAGAACAUCGACUUCGUGUGCGGAGGGGGCAUGGACUGUGGUCCGAUACGACCGGGCGGGCGCUGCUACGAGCCGGACACGGUGCAGGCCCACGCGGCGUACGCCAUGAACCUCUAUUUUCGGAGCAACGGGCAGCAUGCGUUCGACUGCGACUUCGGUCGCACCGGCGUCGUUACCACUGUUGACCCAAGUUUUGGAAGUUGCAACUUUACAUAAGGAGGCGUACUUGGCAAGAAGCAAGAGGACUUUGUCGUUGUGUUUGGUGCUCAACAAGUUUCUUAUGCAACUUUGUUUGUCAAAUUUAUUAAAGCCCUAUAUACCUACCUAGAAAGAAACAUUGCUGGUUGCGAUUACCGCUGGAUAUGGAAAGCACGUAUUCCUUUGAAAAUUCAAAUUUUCAUGUGGCAGCCAUCGCAAGAUGCGGUGCUGACCAGGGAUGUGAUGAAACGCCGAGGAUGGAAGGGGGAAUCCAAA